UAAAAUAUUCAAUCGGUAAGUGAAGGAUAAAUAAUCUUAACCAAAUCCGUAGACCAAAAGGACAAGCGAGGAGAGUGAUUUUAUUUAAACAAUAUAUUUGCAAAAUUAUGUUUGCAAAUGUAACGGUGCCUGAAAUCAGAGUGAGUCUCCAAGAAGAGUUGCCGAUGACUUUGCUUUUAGUGAGCCCCCAUAAAUUAUUUGGAAAGCUGAUAAUUGAAUUAAGAUCCUGUGACAAUUUAGCUAGUUUGAAUGCCGUAAAAAGUAAGUUAAUUGAAGAAGAAGGACGUAGCAACACAUGCACGUCCAAGCCAAAUGAGUCAGCAGCAAUGAACAAGUGUUCAACGGCGUCUUCAUUUGGUGGCAAUUCUGUUGAAUUGAAAGAGCGAGUCUGCAUUUGGAGGCAAUAUUUAAUAAAUGUACAUCAAAAUCUUUACCUCGGUAGCACAAGUAUUAAAAACAAAAAUGCAAUAAAUGGGGAAGAUGAGAAAGAGAGAAAGGGAAGGUCAUUACCACUUCGUUACGAAGGGGCUUAAUGGGACAUUUGUCGAUGCGCUAUAUGUGCCCUGCUUGCAAUGCACUUGUCGGUAGCCUUGGCAAUGGGUCAUGGGUACAUUGUUCGGUUCAUAAAAUGUGGUGGAGUCUUCGACGACAAGCACGGAGGAACAAUUUUAGAUUAGAGAUUGUUUUUCUUUAGUGUCAAUGUAAACAAUAAACUUGUUGCAAGCGCAUAAGUUGACGAACCGAUAAAAUGGCACAAUCGUUACGUACACCUACAUUUUUGUUAUCUAAAGGAACUCUCACAGAAGCAGUUGGUUCGAGAGUUAAUAUUUAUCUGCCAAAAGAUAUUUCUUACGCCAUUUGCAUAGAAAGCAAAUGCCUUCAGAAAACAUUUACCAGUCCAGCAAGCCAAGCAUAUGAUUCAUCCGAGACAUAGUUCAUCAGGACGUAUGUGGGCCUAAAACGUUGAAUGUUGAUACAUAAUACUUGUAUACUUUUAUUGAUGAUAAAUCUACAUACGUUUGCUUUCUGCGACACCUUUGACACAUUCAAAUGGUCUGACUUGACAAACUGGAAGGAAACGGAAAAUCCUCAGAGGGAUCAACA
Glossina fuscipes is the source of this 1104-nucleotide messenger RNA. RefSeq lists its product as uncharacterized. Bases 108 to 533 code for a protein of 141 amino acids. The transcript is spliced from 2 exons. NCBI's taxonomy places the organism in Eukaryota, Metazoa, Arthropoda, Insecta, Diptera, Glossinidae. The record is from RefSeq and is a predicted model, not a curated record.